This is a messenger RNA of Staurois parvus, 416 nucleotides long. NCBI's taxonomy places the organism in Eukaryota, Metazoa, Chordata, Amphibia, Anura, Ranidae. The record is from the annotation of a GenBank genome assembly.
GUGCCCCAUCAUUGGUGUCAGUGGGAGGAAUGGUGUCCCAUCAUUGGUGUCAGUGGGAGGAAUGGUGCCCCAUCAUUGGUGUCAGUGGGAGGAAUGGUGCCCCAUCAUUGGUGUCAGUGGGAGGAAUGGUGUCCCAUCAUUGGUGUCAGUGGGAGGAAUGGUGCCCCAUCAUUGGUGUCAGUGGGAGGAAUGUGCCCCAUCAUUGAUGUCAGUGGGAGGUAUAGUACCCCAUCAUUGGUGUCAGUGGGAGGAAUAGUGCCCCAUCAUUGAUGUCAGUGGGAGGAAUAGUGCCCCAUCAUUGGUAUCAGUGGGAGGAAUAGUGCCCCAUCAUUGGUAUCAGUGGGAGGAAUAGUGCCCCAUCAUUGGUGUCAGUAGGGGGAAUAGUGCCCCAUCAUUGGUGUCAGUGGGAGGAAUGG